AUGACGCGUUGGCCCGUCCUACUGCUCGCACUGCUCUCGGUGGCUUUCGGCCAUGUCCCGGCCGCUGUGGCCAUAAUUCCCGGCCCAAAUGGCGCCGGUGCCAGCCUUUCUCCGAGCGGUCCCGGCAGUUCCGGAGGUCCGUUCGCUGACGAGGCAUCGGCACCAUCGUCUCAGCCACACCACCAUGAACCCUACCAACCGCAGUCGCUGCUGCUGCAACAUCAACCGAACCAGCAACAACAACAGCAGCAGCAGCAGCAGACGCACUCGUCCGGCUCCUAUAUCACGAAGAUGCCGGAGAACUCGCCGCACCAGAAGUUCCACAACAACCGGACGGUGCUGACGCUCGGCUAUCUGACCGCGGUCAAGGGCGAUCUGAUCGAGAAGCAGGGUCUCACGAUCUCGGGUGCACUGACGAUGGCACUGGACGAGAUCAACAACGAUCCGGACCUGCUGCCGAACGUGACGCUGGCACUGCGCUGGAACGACACGCGCGGCGAAACCGUGGUCGCGACCCGCGUCAUCACUGAAAUGAUCUGUGAUGGUGUGGCCGCCUUCUUUGGCCCCGAGGGCACCUGCCAGACUGAAGCCAUCGUCUCGCAGAGCCGCGACAUACCAAUGAUCUCCUACAGAUGUUCCGAGCUUCAACGUAGCUCACCUAUUCCUACCUUCGCCCGAACCGAGCCACCCGAUACUCAGGUUACCAAAUCCAUCAUCUCGCUGCUGUCCUACUACGGUUGGCGCAAAUUUUCCAUCAUCCACGAGCAGCUGUGGAAGAACGUGGCCACGUCGCUCGAAACGCAAGCCGCCCACAACAACCUGUCCGUCAAUCACGUCGAGAUGGUGUUCGACAACUACAAGUGCUGCCAGGACGACAUGGAUUGCUGCCGUAGUGGAUAUUGGUACACGGUCAUCCAAAAAACGAUGAAUAGGACCCGAAUCUACGUGUUUCUCGGCAAUAGUAAUCAACUUGUCGAUAUGAUGGCCACCAUGGACGGUAUGCAGCUCUUCGCUAAGGGCGAAUAUCUCGUGAUUUCUGCCGACAUGAUGACUUAUUCGCCUAAGCUAUCGAAUAAGUAUUUGUGGCGCGUGGAAAAACCACCGAACGUGCGAAACUGUAUGGACCUGCCGGGGAAUUUCGAGAAACGCAGCAAAAGUUUACUCGUAGUCGUCGCCUCGGAACCGCUGCCCACGUUCGAGAACUUCACGAACAAAGUGCGCGAGUACACGCAAAAGGAGCCGUUUUUCUUCAAACAACCAUCGUUGUUUAAUCAGUUUUUGAAGUAUGUUUCAAUAUACGCGGCCUAUCUGUACGACUCGGUGAAGCUGUACGCCUGGGCGCUGGACAAACUGCUAAAGGAGGAGCAGCAACAUCGGCCGCUGACAAGCGACGUCAUCCGGGACGUAGCCAGCAACGGCACCAAGAUCAUCCAAACCAUUAUCAACAAUCGUACCUACCACAGCGUUGCCGGUGCCACCAUCAAAAUCGACGACUACGGUGACUCGGAGGGCAACUUCUCGGUGCUGGCGCUCAAGCGAGACUCUUACGAGGAGGCAAACUUCUCCUGCGAGUACCAGAUGCGGCCGGUCGCGCACUUUCAGAUGCGGCAACCGCAGAACCUCAACGACACGAACCAGCACCGAAACGAUGAGAUUCCAGAGUUCAAACUGUCCAAGGUUGGCAGCACGAUCCACUGGGCCGGCUCGGAUCGGCCGAUGGACGAACCGUCCUGCGGUUUCAUGAACGAGCACUGCAUGAAAGAUGACACCCACAUCAUGUCGAUGGUGGUCGCCGGCGUGCUGGCUUUGAUACUCUUCUGUGCCGGCGUCAUCACGAUGAGCAUCUACCGAAAAUGGAAAAUCGAGCUAGAAAUUGAGGGCCUGCUGUGGAAAAUCGAUCCGGGUGACAUCAAGGGCUACUUCAACACGGAAAUCGUUUCCUCACCGAGCAAGCUCAGUCUGGCCAGCGCCCAAUCGUUCGGAUCCCGGUGCUCGAAUCAGGUGUUCACACCGACUGCCCGCUUUCGGAACGUGGUGGUGCGCAUCAAGGAGCUGAAGUUUUCCCGCCGCAAGGACAUCUCGCGCGAGAUCAUGAAGGAGAUGCGGCUGCUGCGCGACCUGCGGCACGAUAACAUCAAUAGCUUCAUCGGGGCCUGCGUGGAACCGAUGCGGAUAUUACUAGUCACUGAUUAUUGUGCCAAGGGGAGCCUGUACGAUAUCGUCGAGAACGAGGAUAUCAAGCUAGAUGAUUUAUUUAUUGCAUCACUGGUGCAUGAUUUAAUUAAGGCCAUGAUCUACAUCCACAGUUCAGCUUUAAACUAUCACGGUAAUCUGAAAUCGUCGAACUGCGUCGUGACGUCGCGCUGGAUGUUGCAGGUGACGGAUUUCGGUCUGCACGACCUGCGCCAUUGUGCGGAGAACGAAUCGAUCGGUGAACACCAGCACUACCGAAAUCUGUUCUGGAAGUCACCGGAGCUGUUACGCCAACCGAACGUGUACGGCAGCCAGAAAGGAGACGUGUACGCGUUUGCGAUUAUACUGUUCGAAAUUAUCGGCCGGCGGGGCCCGUUUGGGUACACGGAGCUGGAACCGAAGGAGAUAAUUGACCGCGUGAAAGCGCUGGUCGAACCGGGUAAGGACCCGUUCCGGCCCGACAUCGAGAGCGUCAUCGAGAACGAGAAUGUGUCGGAUUAUGUGAUCAACUGCAUACGCGAGUGCUGGGACGAGAAUGCUGAUCUCAGGCCGGAUUUUCCAAAUAUUAGGAAUCGCUUAAAGCGUAUGCGCGGCGGAAAGUCAAAGAACAUCAUGGACCAGAUGAUGGAGAUGAUGGAGAAGUACGCGAACAACCUGGAGGAGAUCGUGCAGGACCGGACGCGGUUGCUGUGCGAGGAAAAGCGCAAGACGGAGGACCUGCUGCACCGGAUGUUACCGCAGCCGGUUGCGGAGAAACUGACCAAAGGGCUCGGUGUCGAGCCGGUAUCGUACGACUCGGUUACGAUCUACUUCAGCGACAUCGUUGGUUUUACAGCGAUGUCCGCCGAGAGCACACCCCUGCAGGUCGUCAACUUCCUCAACGACCUGUACACGGUGUUCGAUCGCAUUAUUAAGGGGUACGACGUCUACAAGGUGGAAACGAUCGGUGACGCGUACAUGGUGGUGUCCGGGUUGCCGAUCACGAAUGGAAACCGGCACGUCGGUGAGAUCGCUUCGAUGGCGCUGGAACUGCUGCAAGCCGUAAGGAGUCAUCGGAUUGCACACAGGCCCAAUGAAACGCUGAAACUUCGCAUCGGCAUCCACACGGGACCGGUUGUUGCAGGUGUUGUGGGCUUGACCAUGCCCCGGUACUGCCUGUUCGGAGACACAGUCAAUACGGCGUCCCGUAUGGAAUCGAACGGUGAAGCACUCAAGAUCCACAUCUCACCCCAGUGUAAGGACGCGCUUGACACACUCGGAGGAUACGUGACAGUUGAGAGAGGUCGCAUUGCAAUGAAGGGCAAGGGUGAAGUGAUGACAUACUGGCUAGAAGCGGCCACCGAGCAAGCGAUUCAAAAGAUUCCGGUUGACGUGCGUGAUCUGCCUCCACCAUUGUUCUGCCGGCCUCGGCGAAGUCCCAAGAUGACGUACGACUCGCGACAUCCGAGCAUCAUAGGACUGCCGAGUGGCAUGAUCAUGAGCAUGGGUGGACAGGCCAUUGGCAGCUACCUUCCUGGCAGUCGACGGCAAUCCUGCGCCCAUCGGGUCGGUGUUGGAGGUGGUGCAGAUCACGAAAGCAACUACAGUUUGCAGGGUUCCGUCUUCGGUCCAAUGGUGCCACUCCGAGCGGACUCUCCACCACCGGAGAGGGCUUCACGUAGAGCCGAUUUAACCGGUCGCGAAGGUUCGAUACCGUUCCACGACGACGGAGAUGAGCUGCCAGCAAAUCCUGCAACGGCGUUAAGUGGCCGGAUUGCCUCCAGUGACAACCUGAAGCGAGCGCUGUUGGGAGGCAGCAGUCCCGGACGCCGUCUGAGCCAAAAAUUGCGCUCCAUUACGUCCACCGAUGACUACAAACAGCUGUGCAGUGCGAAUGGUGGAGGCCGUUCACCGGAAGCGGCACUGUUGCGUGAGAGUCGCUCACUCGAUCCGUUCCCAGUGACAGCUGAACCCCGUCGUCGGCGGCUCGAUCUGUUGGCCAAGCGUGUACCUCGACUAGCGCGAGCACUAACGACCGCUACCGUGCCGUCUCGCACUGGCUCACAAUCGUUCGGACCCGUUUCAACGGUUCCAACGACACCUACGGCCGUGGCAACGAUCAGCCAUGAGUCCUUCACGGAACCGGGUCGUGGUCAGCCGGACGUCAAACUGGCCGGUCUCGCAAAGCCACUCCUGGCCACGGCACCAAACCACAGCCACAGCGAGGCAGCGGCGUACCACAAGUACCUGCACAACAACAACUGCAACGGGUCGGUCGGCAAUGGUGCGGGUGCCGAGGAGCAAGUCACCUGCCCACUAUUAACACGCCAGACAUCCCUAACCACGCCACAGGAACACGACUGUCCGGGAUUGUACACGGCAAACAGCGGAAGCGGCAAACGAUGGUACUCGCUCGAGCACGUUGGAGCACCGGAUGAGGACAGCUGUAGUAAGAAGUCGCUAACGCGCAGCUCCAUCAAGUCCUGGCUGGUUGGGUUCAUCCAGGGCAACGGGUUUAAAUCGAGUGACAGCUCCCUGCGUAAGGUUGGCGUGCUGCCGGUCGGUGUUGGCGGUGUGACCGGGUUUGGGGAGUUGCAACCGACACCGGAGAAGGAAAGCAUGGUGUGAGCUGAACAACUCCAGCAGCCAGCAGUCCAUGUAGCAACCGUGUCCCUCUCCCUGCGUGUCUAUUAUCCUCUCAUUCAUCACCCCCACAAUCGAAGGAUCCAACGAUCACCGAAUCAACACGGCACGAAGGCUCGCCGGAGUUCGUCACUACGAUCGCACCUUGUCGACGGGAUCGUGUAUUUUGUUUUUUUAUUUUACGCUCUUAGUUUUCGUUUGUCUGUUUUCCACUUAUAUUUCCCUACCCAAAACUAUCUAGCCUGAUUGUAAUCCGAGUGCCAUGCUUUUGAAAAAGUAAACAAACAUACAACCGAACAGUGGGCGCAACAGACACGCCGAGUAAAUUGGAAAUGCAGCAGUCGCAAGGACCGCAAGGUAGCACGCGAAAGAAAGGCGGAUGUGGGGGAGCACACGUGUGUUUGUGUGUGUGUAUGUGUAUGUGUGAAGGGGCCUGUGUAUGCCUGUGUUUUAUGUGGGCGUGAAGAGAAGAUCGAAGAAUGUUCAGGCCCGAGAACGGAUGAUUUGGUCGCAUUUUCCUCAUGCGCGCUAGUCUUCCGUGGGUGUUUUCACUUCUCGUUUUAACGAUUUUAAAGCCCCAUCCCUCGAGCUAGUGAAGGAAACCUUAGGACAGACCGGAUCCGAGGGCUGACGUUUUUAAAGUGCACACAUCGCGAAAGCGUCAACUUUUAAGUGGUACCAUAAGGGCGUACAAGCGGCCAACAACGUGGUUCGGAUUUGUUAAGAUGUGAUUGUAACCGGAAGCGAUGGAUAGGAAAAGUAGAGGAAAAUAGAGCAGGCACGAAAGAGCGUUACGGAAAGCACGAAGAAACGGAAGGAAAUGAAAAACAACUAGGCUGUGAAAAUAGAAGUUAAUCAAUUAAGCAUGUUUAUAGUUUCUUUCUGUGCGCACCGCGAGUGCGAACAUGAUGCGUUUGGGGAGUUAUUGUGCUUUUGCCUCUGGUAGAGUGCCACACUCCCAACGAUCCGUAAAAAUACAACACACACACACA
Messenger RNA from Anopheles nili, 5807 nucleotides. Its product is annotated as receptor-type guanylate cyclase Gyc76C-like. Bases 1 to 4800 code for a protein of 1599 amino acids. Gene Ontology annotation, biological process: receptor guanylyl cyclase signaling pathway; protein phosphorylation; intracellular signal transduction. The transcript is spliced from 13 exons. Gene Ontology annotation, molecular function: guanylate cyclase activity; ATP binding; protein kinase activity. NCBI's taxonomy places the organism in Eukaryota, Metazoa, Arthropoda, Insecta, Diptera, Culicidae. The record is from RefSeq and is a predicted model, not a curated record.